GAGGAACUUCGGAGUGGAGCUGCAGGGUUUGGAUUUCAGAGUUGGGCGAUUUUGGCACUUACAUAAAGAGGACGGUCAUCUAUCCUCCUAAAACGCUACCCGUGUUUUUUACAUGCCCGUCCUUUUAUACACUCUUCUGAGAAACAAUACGACGCAUUAGAAGGUGGCUACACGGAAAAGAUGUACACGGCUGGGCUCAAUCCGUUUUAUGCAUCAAAUUUUAGCCUCUGGUCUGCUUACUGCGCUGGAGGCUUCGCUGUGGAUACAAUGAAGAAACCCUCAUUUUGCAUCGCAGACAUUUUGCAGGCUGGAGAUGCGGAGAACAUCCCGGGAUCGUCGGCCCUCAUGGUGCACAUGGGACACCACCACCGCGCUCAGCAGGCGCACUCCGGCAGCUCUCCGCUGCGCCCGUCUCCCGUGGCGCCGGAGCCGUCAGUGUAUGGAGCCAGGAUGAGUCCGGCGUCUCCGUACCACAGACACGGACUACAACUAACGUCAGUCUCCAGAACGGCAUUUAACUCACAGCAAGCGCCCCCGCCUUCAAGCAAAGAUCUCAAGUUUGGAAUCGAUCGGAUAUUGUCUACGGACUUUGAUCCAAAAUGCAAAGAAAAGUCGUCGCUAAGAGAUCUCACGUCCAUCGUUAGCUCGAACCGUCAGUCAGGCAUCCACGUCCCCGUUCAGCCUCCGGCCAGCCAGUACUUCUCCUCCAUAGACCCGGGGAUGAGCGACGCGUCCGCCAUGAUGAGUUCACUAGGCAGCAGCAGCAGCAGACAAUCAGGCCAGCAUCAGUUUCAGGACACCUUCCCAGGUCCAUAUGCUGUCCUCACAAAAGACACAAUGCCUCAGACGUACAAGAGGAAAAGGUCAUGGUCGAGAGCAGUGUUCUCAAACCUGCAGAGGAAAGGACUCGAGAAGAGAUUUGAAAUACAGAAGUAUGUCACCAAGCCAGACAGAAAACAACUGGCUGCCAUGCUGGGGCUGACAGACGCUCAGGUGAAGGUGUGGUUCCAGAAUAGACGCAUGAAGUGGAGACACUCCAAAGAGGCACAGGCUCAGAAAGACAAGGAGAAGGACGAGAAGUCGGAGAAAAGUCUGUGUGAGUCCGGCAGCAGGGAUCCCAAAGAGCCGACUGAGUCCGAGUGCGAGAGCGAGGCCCGGAGCGAGUGUGAAUCGGACGAGGCGCAGGAAGAAAAAGCUGAUGGACACUUGGACGUUUCUGAGCUGAACAAGACGAGCGUGAUCAUGAACGGCAGCGGCCCGGCGAGCAGCGCGGAGGCAGCAGCGGCCACAGCCACGGACACAGCGGCCUCCCAGGAGCUAAUAUAGAGGCUGCCAGCUGAUCUAGGUCAUGAACAAUAAGAACAAGAACAAGUCUGGUAUUUUUGACAGAAAAACGACAGUGAUGUCCAGACACGCGUGCAGAGGCUGUCGGUGCCCUCAACAGUCAGCUGCAGUGAAACAGGCUGAACACGGCGACGCCGGAGGCAGGAGCCACACCGGGUUCAUCUGUUCAUGUAACACGUAGUUUCAGCCCAGAUACAUACGGCCAUCAUGAUGAAUCCACUGGCUAUUUAAUGUAAAAGACGAACUUUUGGCCGUCUCCAGCUUACUGUCGUUUUUCUGUCAGUGUGCAUCACGUUCUCCUCAUGUGAAGGAAACAUGCGAUUGUGAAUUGUUAGGCUAUGAACCACUCGUUUCACGUUAUAAAUGAAAUCUCACAACAUCACGGCAGUGUUCAUGUGUUUUUUGUUUUUGAUGUAUAGUUGUGCUAUUUUGUUAAUAAUAAUUUGCACUGAUAAUAUUGUAAAUAAAAUGUUUUCUUACUUUGGAAAUCA
This is a messenger RNA of Stegastes partitus (bicolor damselfish), 1835 nucleotides long. It is a transcript of the gene hlx1, whose product is annotated as H2.0-like homeo box 1 (Drosophila). Gene Ontology annotation, biological process: regulation of DNA-templated transcription. The transcript has 4 exons. The coding region runs from base 181 to 1326 and encodes 381 amino acids. Lineage: Eukaryota; Metazoa; Chordata; Actinopteri; Pomacentridae. The record is from RefSeq and is a predicted model, not a curated record. Gene Ontology annotation, molecular function: sequence-specific DNA binding; DNA-binding transcription factor activity, RNA polymerase II-specific.